UUAGCCAAUCAGCGCGAAGAGCCCGCCUUCUGUCAUUUCCCCCCCCCCCCUUCUUCUUCGCCCAGCAUUCCUCCCGUCCCCUUCGGAGUCUUUCACGCACACCUCGCUCCUCGAGGCAGGGUCGCUACUUCGGGAGGACGGCCGUAAAAGCGCCCCGAGAGCGGAUCGCUCUCAGGCUUUGGGGCGGCUGCGGGGGAGGGCCGCAGCGAGGGAUCCUUCUGAUCUUCUUUGCCGGGCUCUUCUCCCUCCCUCUUCCCCAGCAUCUACGAAGAUCCCCUCCUUUCCUUUCCUCCCCGCCAGAGGCCCGGGUGAGCAGGCUGGCAAGCCGGAUCCCCGGAGGAAGCGAUCCCAUCCUCUCGCUCAACGUCCUUCCCCCGAGUGGUCCCGAUCUCUCCCCCUCUCGGGCCCACCGGCUUCAGCCCACCCACCCUCCGGGUCACAGCCUCCCCUCCUCUCCGGGUGCUGAGCGCAGAAAGAUCGCGUGGAAAGGAAAACCGCGCACGUGGGCUGGAGAAGUCAGCUGUUGCUGUAGAUCGUCCGCCACCCCCACCCACCCCCACCUCGCCCCAGCUGUGGAAUGAAGGCUGAACCCUCAGAUGGAUGGACCACUAGCGGAAGGUGAGGGCCGGUCCUGGGAAUCCUUGGGACUGAAUGCUAGACUGAAAAAGGGAGUGGAAAAGAUUCGAGAUAUCAAGCUAGAUUCUUCCUCCUUCCGGGAUAGAUUGUCUGCCAGAGUUCAUGGUAAUGAAGAAAAGCGAUUUCUUAGAGUAAAGACUGAAAAAAAGGAGAAGAAGGAUCUGGAAUUUGAGAUGGAACUUUCUGCAGGUGGAAAACCGCUGGGUCCUGCACCUUCACGAGGUUCCUCAACUCAGAAAGAGAUGAAGGUGGAAUCUGAGGAGCAGAAGGUACAAGAGUUUGAGGUGCAGAAAGUCACCAUCCCAAUAGAGGGUUCGUCUUCCUCUUUGCAUCCAAACACUUGUGGCGUGUGCGGGAAGAGUUUUAGCCGCCGCUCGAACCUGGCCAAGCAUCAGAUCAUCCACACGGGAGAGAAGCCAUACCGUUGCAAUGACUGCGGCCGCAGCUUCAACCAGAGCUCGGCGCUCACCAAGCACCAGCGGACGCACACUGGGGAGCGCCCCUAUGUCUGCGGGGACUGUGGCAAGGCCUUCACAGCUAGUUCCAACCUCCUCCAACAUCGGCGUUUCCAUACCGGGGAACGGCCAUAUCAUUGUGAAUUGUGUGGCAAGGCCUUCUCUCAAAGCUCCAACUACAACCUGCAUCGGCGCGGCCACACAGGAGUUACCCCUUACCAGUGCAGUGUGUGCGGUAAGCGAUUUACCGGGAGCUCAUGCCUUACUCGCCAUCAGCGGACUCACACUGGAGAGAAGCCGUACCAAUGCCAGGAAUGUGGGAAGCGCUUUUCGGGGAGUUCCACGCUGGCUAAUCACCGACGUACCCACACGGGUGAGAAACCCUAUGGUUGUGUUGAGUGUGGCAAGAGAUUCACCCACCAUUCCAAUCUGGUGGACCACUGGCGGGUGCACACGGGGGAAAAGCCCUAUGUGUGCACCGAGUGCGGGAAGAGCUUCCGGCUCAGCUCACACAUCAUUCGCCACCGUCGCACUCACACCAGUGCUCGCAGCCCCAGCAUGAGCCAUGACCUCCUUUGUGAGGUUGACCCGACUUUUGACGAGGGCAGCAUGGAAGUCCACCAUGAUGGAAGUGUUGGGAUCCCGCACAUGACUGGUCUGGAUACUCUGUGUGCUGAUGCCAGUGUUACCAAUGGCAAUACCUCUGAUGAAGAAGACAGUGACCGGCUUCUUAUCUGCGGCCACUGUGGUAAAGGUUUUCACCUGGAGUCUAACCCCCGAAAACCCAACCUGGCUCUGGGGGAAGGGCCUUAUAGUUGUACCGAGUGUGGUAACAGCUGCUGGACCCUGUUUCCCCAAACCCCGCUGCUCCCAGAUAAGGCUUCCUUCCCGCAUUGCCUGAUGGAAGGACAACAUAUAAUGGCCCAGGUCCACAUCCAAGCCGCCUCGUCUAAUUCCGUAGCCGGGGAAGAAUCCAGGCGGUUGCCGAACCCGGUGCGGGUUGCAGCCAGGGAAAGCAUGGCCGGAGGACGUCUGUUGGACAGUCACAGCUUGGAUGGGAUAAGCCAGGUAUACGGGGCAUCCAAGAACCAAGAAGGAAGGAGGGCUACUAUAUCGAGCGCCUUGGAAUUGGAAGGAACAGUGAGCUACGAUGGAGAUCUGACACAUUUUGUGGCCAACAACUUGCAAAUGAAGAUCAAGAUGAGCUCUCGGGGCAGUCUGGAUGAUACAGAGCCCACCUCCUCAUCGAUGUCAUCCCAACACUCUGUCCGAGGCAAAACUGCAGACAUCCCUCCAGUGGAUCCUCAGGUCCUUCGGGAUCUGGAAAGGCUGACCACAGAUGUGGCCCAGAGAGUAGACCAGAUGUUGAGAGCCUUGAACAGCGCCAUCCAGAAUAUGACAGCACUCAGUGUAGGCUACAUCCAGACCUAUCGAGAUGCUGUGGACAGUUUGGGUGAAUCCGUGGACAUGAGCAUCAAAGGGAUGUACACUCUGAUGGCCAGGUGUGAGGAGUUGGAUCGCUCCAUGCAACCUGUUCACAUCCUCGCUAAGCAGAUCCGGGAGAUUAAGAGGACUCUGGAGAUUUUUGAGGCACCUGAAGAGAAGAUGAAAGGGCUGGUGAACAUGUGGGAAUCAAAAGAACAAUCUGAAUCAGAAUUCCUAGGAGCUAACUUGCAGUUUUCCCACAUGGAAAGUGGAAAACAAGCCUAUGUUCUGGACUUCCAGGACUGUAGUGGAAGAGAAACAUUAAGAGGUAUUGAAAUGACACAUGAAAACAAAGAAGAGGAAGCAGAAUCACAGAACAAACAGAAAGAAGACCAACAAAUGCAACAUAGAAACUCCCCAGUGAAAGGAAUAGCAUAUCAUCAGAUGGAAAGCACGCAGCAUGAGGUCUGUAACGGUGAAUCUAUCAUAUCUCUGGAACAGGAAUCUACAGAUAAUUUUUCUGACAACGACAAAAUGCUCAAAGCUACAAUUUGUCCUGACUGUGGGAAGAGCUUUAGUAACAGCUCCCACCUAAUCCGUCACCGUCGCGUCCAUACAGGUGAGAAACCAUACAGAUGCCCCCAUUGUGACAAAAGUUAUCGACAAGACUCUCACUUAGUUCAGCAUAUGCGUUCUCAUACAGGUGAGAAGCCAUACCGGUGCACACAUUGCGGCAAGGGCUUCUCCCAGAGUUCCAAUCUCAUCAUCCACCAGCGGACACAUACAGGCGAACGACCCUUCACCUGUCCAGAGUGUGGGCGGAGCUUCAGCCAUAGUUCUGAUCUCAUUCAGCACAAGCGGAUCCACACCGGGGAGAAGCCUUACGUCUGCUCCAUCUGUGGAAAAUGCUUUUCUCAGAGCUCAAAGGUUACCCAACACAAACGCUUCCAUUCUGGGGAACGUCCAUUUUCCUGUGGGGAGUGUACCAAAACUUUCCGUCUCCGGGCUGAUUUGGUCCGUCACCUCCGCGCUCAUACCGGAGAGCGGCCUUUUGGCUGCCCUGAAUGCGGGAAACAUUUUGCAGAGAGCUCCCAUCUUAUCCGACACCAGCGGAUCCAUAUGAGCGAGCGUCCCUUUCGCUGUCCAGACUGUGGGAAAGGAUUCAAUCAGAGCUCCAACCUCCAGCAGCAUCAGCGGGUACACCGAGGCCAGAAACUCUUCAAAUGUGAUGAGUGUGGGAAAGGUUUUGGCGUAAGCUCUGCACUCUUGCAACACCAGCGAACUCACACCGGUGAACGACCCUACUGCUGUAGCCAGUGUGGGAAGAGUUUCAGUGUCAGCUCCACUUACCAUAUACACCAGCGUAUUCAUGCAGGGCAAAAGCCCUACUCAUGUGGAGACUGUGGGAAAGGCUUUGUGCGUAGUUCUGCUCUCCUUCAGCAUCAAGCAACUCAUACUGGUGAGAAGCCCUUUCGAUGCCCCUAUUGUGGAAGAGGGUUUGGACAGAAAUCAGCACUUUCUCAGCAUCGGCGAGCCCAUGUGAGGAGAGGGGAGACAUUGACUUUGAUGGAAGGUUGGGAAACAGCUGGGAUGGAAGAGGUUGGGGACCAGGGAGUGGGAGGGGAAGCACAUAGCCUGUGGCAGGGGAACGGAAUAGGGAUUAUGGAGCCAGAAUGGCAGGGUGUUGGGGAUGAGGCCACAAGGCAGGAAUGGGAGGAUGACGGGGAUGAGGCCAUGAGGGUGGAGUGGCAGGAUGAUGAUGAAGGUCUGGAGCAACAGUUGCAGGAUGAUGGCAGAGAAAGCAUGAGGCAGACCUGGAAAGAUGGUGUGGAAUCCUCCAUGAGGACAGAGUGGCAGGACGAUGAGGGUGAACAACUGGAACGGGGAUCACAAGGGGAUUGUAUUGAAAGCAUGAGGCUGGAAUGUCAGGAGGAGGAGGAAGAGGAGGAGGAGGAUGACGAUUACAGGAGGGUGGAGGAGAGCUUCCAGGAUGACAAUCUGAGUAUCAGGCUAGAGUGUCAUGAUGAAGAAGAUGGUGAAAGUGUAUUAGAAUACGUACAAGGUGAUAGUAAUUCAAAUAUCAGGGGAAAAGGUCAGGACAAGAUCACAAAGCACGACUGGCAGGAUGAUAGAGGCGAAAGCAUAAGGGAAGAAUGGGAGAAUACUUUAGAUAAUUUAAGGCAGGGAAAAUUGAUUGAGGAACAGGAAUGGCAGGACAGCGAAGAUGAUAGUGAGAAGCACAGUUGGCUAAGAGGUGGGGAGGACAGCUUGGAGAGAACAAGACAAAAGUCAGAGACUGAGUCACUCUGCUGAAGCUGAGGAGCUUAAGGAAUUCAAAUUAUUGACUGGGUUAUAGUUGAAGAGAGUAGAAUGCCUACAACACUCUUAUAAUAGCUCAAACCAGCAAGUCAUCAAAACUUAUCGAGGUCAAACAGCAGAAUCAUACCUUGAUGCAAAGCGGUCGUAUCCUUCUGCAACAAAUAUAGUUGUAUUUAUAUUUGUAGGGUACUCUAUGGUGUCUACUCUCCACUUGAAUAUGUCCCUCACUCCAGUCCCUGCAUGCCUGUGCUACAGAGCGCUGUGUGGUGGCUGCCUUAUGGUCAAGC
Molecule: messenger RNA, 5122 nt
Organism: Notechis scutatus (mainland tiger snake)
Lineage: Eukaryota; Metazoa; Chordata; Lepidosauria; Squamata; Elapidae
Source: RefSeq, a predicted model, not a curated record